AUGGAGACUCACCAGGUGGCCAGAAACUCCCGGGUGCGGCUCCUGCUGCUACUUCUGCUGCUUGUGCCCUGGGGUAUCGGCACUGCCUCGGGUGUCGCCCUGCCCCCUGCGGAGGUCUUCAGCCUCCGCUCCCCAGACCGAGCCUGGGCGGGUCCGGCCACCCCGGUGGUGUCGCGGCGGAGCCUGGCCCUGGCAGACGACGCGGCCUUCCGGGAGCGCGCGCGGAUGCUGGCCGCGCUGGAGCGCCGCCACUGGCUGAACUCGUACAUGCACAAGCUGCUGGUGCUGGAUGCGCACUGA
This is a messenger RNA of Miniopterus natalensis, 300 nucleotides long. RefSeq names its product parathyroid hormone 2 (gene PTH2). Gene Ontology annotation, cellular component: extracellular region. The record is from RefSeq and is a predicted model, not a curated record. Gene Ontology annotation, biological process: neuropeptide signaling pathway. NCBI's taxonomy places the organism in Eukaryota, Metazoa, Chordata, Mammalia, Chiroptera, Miniopteridae.